UUUAGCAAGGUCACACGGUGGAGUAUCGCAUUUCAGUCCUCAAAAUAGAAACCAGGGGUCAAUCAAGGUGGCAGCAAUAAUCACACAGGACAUUGACAAAUGACAUGAGCACAAGCACACUGUGUCACGUUCGGUGUGUGAGGCCACGACUCCCGUCCCCUUCGAGAUUCCGCACGAAACGAGUCCACUUCGUAUCGCCGCCCGGUGGUCCGCCGCCGCUCGCCGGAGUAGCAGCAGCAGCCGUAGCAAGGAGUAGGCAAGAGACACCGGAUGGGGAUCCUGGGCAAAGGCUCGGGGUGGUGCUUCUGCUCCCGCGGGGCCAAGCUGGAGCGGAUCAAGUCCAGCCUCCUCGCCGCAAAGGGCGCCGCCAUAGCUGCCGUAUCCUUCCCCAGUGGCGGCGGCGGAGGAGGAGCUGGAGGCAAAGGCGGGAGCGGGUUCCUCAUCCACCGCAGCCUCCUGCUCACCACGCACGGCACCAUCCCUUCGGCCGCCGCGGCGGGCGCCGCCGAGGUUCGGCUCAGCCACGGCCGCCUCCUAGCUCGCCUGGUGCCGCAAAGGUUCUUUAUUACCAGUUCUAUACUUGACCUUACAAUAGUUGGCCUUGAUGUCGUGGAUGAUGACCUGAGUUCACAUGGGCAACAGCCUCAUUUUUUGAAAACUUGCUUGAACCCCAGCUUGGACCUUGGCAGUACGGUUUUGCUACUGGGCCACAACAGAAAUGAUUUGGCUGUAGGUGAGGGGAAGGUUGUAAUAGCUACAGACAACCUUAUAAAGUUCUCGAUUGAUGAAGUCUUGUGGCAUCCUGGAUCUGCUGGGUUUGAUAUGCACGGCAACCUAGCUUUUAUGGUCUGUGAUCCCAUGAAGAUUGCACCUUCUACACCCAAUGGGUAUGCUUCUGCAUCAUCAACUGCCAUUUGUACAUCAAAAAAGGAUGUGCCCACACAGUUUGGGAUCCCUAUCCCUGCAGUAUGUGAAUGGUUAAAACAACAUUGGAAUGGUUGCUUGGAAGAUGCUAGCAAGCCGAUGAUGACUCCUGCACGAUUGACAACCUGUGGAGAACGAAGUGGGUGUUCUUCCCUUGGUCGUCUUCGUUAUAUUAAGACUGCAGAGGUUGAAGGUGGUGAUGUCUUGUCAUCAUCACAGAUGCCACCAAGACCAACAUGGCAGCAUGGAGCAUGCAGUUCAGCAUCUGCCAAGAUUUCACAUGGCGAAAAUGAUUCGAUUGGCUCACAUUCUUUCCAUGGGCAACAUGAGCAGAGCUCAAAAAUUUGCAAACCUCAUAAAGAGCAAGCUACUUCACUUGUGGAUCAUUCAAGAUCUAUUCGCCUACCCCUUCCCUUAAAGCAAAUGCUGCCUGAUGAUAACAAGGAUGAGGCGAACAGUCAAGCUCCGCACAGAACAGAACCAUCUAAUGUGCAAAUGAACUGUGGCACUCUUCACAAUGUUGCUUACCAUGAAAAUUGCUGGAGUGAGGUGCAGUCCAGUUCUUCUCCAGUUGUGAUAUCGGAAAUAGGAGAUGGGAGGGACGGUUUUAGCAGCGGUGAGGAGACAAUGUACUCUGCUGAAACAAGGGAAAGCCGGAACAUUCCAAGUCCAAAGGAAAAGAAAACCGGGAUGGUUGGUAGAUCACAGAGUCUUGUGAACCGUAGCAAAUGGGACUCGCCUAAAAGCGUUGAAUCUUCGAGAGGGUUUCCCUCGAAGUCACAGACCUUCAUUCCGUUAAGGAAACCGCACCUGCAGGCCGCAUCCAUUUCACAGAAGAGCCAAGAUUAUUUCAGCCCGACCGUCUCGUCGAACAUGAAGAAGAGGAACCUGUCCCAAACUCCCAUGAAACCCAGGCAGCGUGCUCAAGUCACCUCAAAGUGGAUUACUUGAUGCAUUCGCCUGCCCCAGGAAUCAUACAAAGAUAACAUGUUCUUGGGUUCACCCGGUCCCAUGCUGCAUUUCUUUUUCUUUUCAUUUAUCCCUUUUAGAUGCAUUUGUAAAUGCAUUCUAGUCAUGGACUAUUCUAGUCAUUCUUUAUUUAGGGUACGUUAGGAAAUGCUGCUCUUUACCCUGCAAUUCUCUACUGAAGGGUUAGACAGGUUGCCAUCACAAAAUACAACGUUUUCCCUCCUCCUGACUCCCGCAGCUGGGCGGAUACAAGCCUGGGCCAACCUGUCCAUGUCCCGGGAUAUGAUUCAUAUAUCUCUAGUUAUAUUUAUUAUUUCUAGAUCAAAAUAUAUUAGAAGAAUAUUAUAUCCAAUAGACCGAUCCGGGCGUGAUCGGAUCCUAAAUUGGCCUCUAAGGAGAGGUGAGAAGUGUGGGACCUGGUCUUCUCCAGUCUUCACUCCCAAGUGUCAGCUCAAGGGAUAAUUCACAGGAAUGGUUUGCCCUUGCUGGAUUGCUCCUGAGUCCUGAAGCUCUCUGCAAGGCUGUGCUGCCCUUUUGUUGAGGUGAAUAAGGUGACAGCUCUGCAACUGUGUUGUUUCCCUUUCUGUGUUGGAAGGUGAAUAAGGUGGCGUCUUAUGCUUUAACAACCAUCACCAGUCCAAGUCGGAGACCUCCACCCCUGGGCCCUGGCGGCGGAGCCACAGGACGAGGAGAGCUAGCACCGGACGGUCAUCAGGAAGACGACAAACCGCUGAGGCGCAGUCGAUGCCGACGGUACAGGUGGUCUCUCAGGUAGGCCAAGCCGCCAGGGCUUCGCAUGCAGUAUCCCAGAAGGCUAGAAACAUAGUUUUUCACUUGAUCGUGCAGCGAUGCAGGUGUAAAAUGUAAGCAUGAAACAGUUGGUUCAAAAAAAAUUAAGUGAUAGAGCCCUCCUAACAUGUCAAACUAACAACACUUAAAGAUAGGAGUGUUACAAUC
Molecule: messenger RNA, 2850 nt
Organism: Zea mays
Lineage: Eukaryota; Viridiplantae; Streptophyta; Magnoliopsida; Poales; Poaceae
Exons: 2
Coding region: 271-1875 (534 amino acids)
Source: RefSeq, a predicted model, not a curated record